AUGGAUGAAUCCGAUGAGAUUGAACAGUCCGACCUUGAUGAUUCUUCAUUUUCUGAGGAAAAAAUUGGUCGCGGAAGGGAAUCGAAAUUGCGGGCCGGAUCAUUAAGGAGGAGGACUAGAUCUAUGUCCCCUAUGAGAACGACUUCGUUUCUAGAUCAUGAAAAUGACAAUGCACAAAAUAACGAUGAGAUGAAGAUGGAAAAUGAAGUGUGUAAAAACACAGAAGAUCCAGCGGGGUCGAAUGAUACGACGCCAUGUGAAUCUGGAUCUUCAUCGAGGUUUUCUUCAAUUGGGAGGAGCUCAAGGAGGUGGGUUUUCUUGAAGGAGUUCUUGUAUAGGAGCAAAAGUGAAGGAAGAAACAACGGGCAUAAAUUUUGGGGUUCCUUGUCAUUUUCGCCUGUCAAAGAUAAGAAAAUGGAGAAGCCCAUUUCCAACCCCAAAGCGAAAAAUGCAUCAAAUUCAUCUCCAGAAGUAGUAAAUUCCAACGCCGGAGCCACAAAAAAAGUUACAAAAGAGGUGAAAAACAGGGCAGUAAAUGGGAUUGGUAAAAGGAGGGUGCCACGAUCUCCUCAUGAAUUGCUUUACACUGCAAAUAGGGCACAAGCAGAGGAGAUGAGGAAGAAGACAUUUUUGCCUUAUAGACAAGGUUUGUUGGGCUGUUUGGGAUUCAGUUCAAAGGGCUUUGGUGCCAUGAAUGGCUUUGCUAGAGCUUUGAACUCUGUGUCAUCAAGGUAA
Messenger RNA from Fraxinus pennsylvanica, 735 nucleotides. The record is from the annotation of a GenBank genome assembly. Lineage: Eukaryota; Viridiplantae; Streptophyta; Magnoliopsida; Lamiales; Oleaceae.